CAUCAACAGCACAGGCGUACCUCAUCUCAAGCAGCGCCGCCGUCGUCAGCGAGUCAGCAUGACGCAGGAAGCACCGCAGGCCGGUGGCUCUGCCGCCAGCGAGACACCGCUGCCGUACGUCGUGUACGCGCCCGACGACUUCCACCCGGACGGCAUCGCCCGCGCGCGCCAGCUCUUCCGCACCGUCGUGGCGCUGGGCGACGACGGCUGGCAGCAGUGGCCGGAGCACGCCGAGGGCCUCAUGUCGCGCAUCCGCCACGUGCACGGCGCCGACAUCCGGCGCGCCGUGCGGCUGCGUGCCAUUGCCAAGCAGGGCGUCGGCCUCAACUCCAUCGACGUCGCCGCGGCGCGCGAGUGCGGCAUCAGCGUGUGCAACUCGCCCGGCAUCAACGCCGACUUUGUCGCAGAGCUGGCGCUCGGACUGGCCAUCAGCGUGGCGCGCCGCAUCGGCGAGGGCGACCGGCGCAUGCGUGCCGGCGAGGCGCUCAUUGCUACCGAGCUCAUGGGCCACUCCGUCUUUGGCCGCACGAUUGGCAUCGUCGGCAUGGGCCACGCCGGCCUCGCCACGGCGCGCAUCUUCCAGCGCGCCCUCGGCUGCCGCGUCGUGGCGUACAGCGGCGGGCACAGCGCGCAGGCUGGCUGGAGCGAGGUGCCGCACGAGCGCUGCGACUCGCUCGAGGAGCUGCUCAAGCAGGCUGAGAUCCUCUCGCUGCACAUUCCGCUCACGGCCAAGACGGAGGGCAGCAUCGGUGCCAAGCAGUUCGCCCUGCUGCCUCCCAACGCGAUCCUCAUCAAUUGCGCCCGCGGCGGCGUCGUCGACGAGGCGGCGCUGCUCGAGGCGCUCCGCUCCGGGCGCCUCGGUGGUGCCGGCCUCGACACGCUGGCCCACGAGCCAGCCACAGCCGAGCGCUACGGCAACGGCCUCUACGCAUGCAGCAACGUCGUGGUGUGUCCGCACAUCGGCGCCGCAACCGAGGAUUGCCAGCGCAUCAGCGCCAUUGCCGUCGCCGAGAACCUGGCGCUGCUGCUCCAAGGCAAGGUCUGCCCAGGCACGGUGCCAUGACCAACGCAGGAGACUACAUAGACGCAUAGACAUGCCGCGUGACGUUGCAAACAUCGGCUACAGCUCCCAGAGCGAGGACGAGGUGUGUGCAGCAGCAUGCGCGGCUCAAGAGGCGGCGCAGCGCGGAGGAGCGGGACAGUGUAUGAGAUGCUGAGAGAAAGAAACGUGAUG
Molecule: messenger RNA, 1234 nt
Organism: Tilletiopsis washingtonensis
Lineage: Eukaryota; Fungi; Basidiomycota; Exobasidiomycetes; Entylomatales
Exons: 1
Coding region: 59-1063 (334 amino acids)
Cellular component (GO): cytosol
Molecular function (GO): NAD binding; hydroxypyruvate reductase [NAD(P)H] activity; glyoxylate reductase (NADPH) activity
Source: RefSeq, a predicted model, not a curated record